Lytechinus variegatus (green sea urchin) is the source of this 1973-nucleotide messenger RNA. Its product is annotated as galactosylceramide sulfotransferase-like. Gene Ontology annotation, biological process: glycolipid biosynthetic process. Bases 265 to 1296 code for a protein of 343 amino acids. The transcript has 3 exons. Gene Ontology annotation, molecular function: galactosylceramide sulfotransferase activity. The record is from RefSeq and is a predicted model, not a curated record. Lineage: Eukaryota; Metazoa; Echinodermata; Echinoidea; Temnopleuroida; Toxopneustidae. Gene Ontology annotation, cellular component: membrane.
GGACCAUGCCAGGCCGCCGGAACUCCUCCAUGAACUCAGGACUGAUGUUCAUCCUCUUGAAGAAGUUUGAUGGUUCAUUUGAUGUGACAAUUUCGACUAUUUAUUCGCGCUUGGAGGAGUGAUCAUACUACAUUUGCAUACCAUCACCGGCAGUUCCUGCAAAGUUACAUCUCGUAAAGACUAAAUACUCCUUUAUCAUGUUCGCUGCACCAUUAGACGAGGGAUCAUCUAAACCUGUCUUCUGUCUUUCCAAACCAACCUUGGAUGGAGAACAUGGUCUGUCACAGGCGCUUCGUGGUAGCCUGCAUCACCAUGGCGUUGUUGGUUACCAUGGCAAUUUACUUGACAUGCACAGCGGCAGAUGGUGUUGCGACAGUUCUUCUGAACAAGAAUGUCCUUAGUACUACGAAUGGAAUCAGCCCUGAAUUUGAACACCAAAUUGUUCAUCCAGUCGACAUCACGGAUCACCCAAUCAUCGGAAACUCAAAGACCACACCAGAUCCUCUGCAGCCUCGUCUCGUGUUCCUGAAGACGCACAAGACGGCAUCAUCAACUGUUGCUUCGGUCCUGCAGCGGUAUGGUUAUAUCCACGGCCUCUCCUUUCUCAUGCCAAAAUGUGGACAUACCCUGGACACGUACCAUCACUUUGAUGGCUUCAAAGUCAAAGGCCUCUCAUCCAAAUCUGCAAAAACGAACAACAUACAAUUCAACUUUCUAACAAACCACGCCCGCUACAGUCGAACGGACAUGGAUGGAGUUUUCGGCGGAGCGAGGUACGUCACUAUAUUACGUGACCCUGUCAAGCAAUUCGAAUCCAUGUUCUAUUAUUUCGAGAUGUUUCGAUAUCUCCCACCGGGGAAGAAUUCGCUGGGGGCGUUCUUUGAAGACCCGGAGCGAAAAUUCGAACUCAUGAGGAGCAAAAAGAAGCAGUAUACGGAGAAGCGGAUGCAUAAUCAACAACUCUUUGAUCUAGGAGUUGAGCUAGAUGACAUGGAUGAUCCUUCCAUUAUAAAUGAGAUUAUAGAUCGUCUCCAUGGUGAGCUUGACCUGGUAAUGAUCACCGAGUACUUUGACGAGUCCGUGUUGCUUUUAAGUAAAAUGAUGAACUGGAGUUUGGCCGAUGUUAGAUACAUAACGAGAGGUCAGAGGAAAAGAAGUUUUCGCGAACCACUCACUGACGUCACGCGCAAUCAGAUAAGCGCGUGGAAUUCCGCGGAUUUGAAACUAUACGAGCAUUUCAACAGAACGUUCUGGGAAAAGGUGAAGCAGUAUGGCCCAACUUUGAAGAGGAUUUAAACGAGUUUCGACGACUGCAACGCGAUUUAUCUCAGACUUGUCGUGAUGUGGGUAAUGAUGACGUAACUGAUCGUCGAGUCGUGAGGGCGAGGAUCAAGGUAGAAGCACCGGAGUGGUGCUCACUUUUCUUUACGGACGAUGUGCAUUUUACGUCGCUCAUUCGCCAAAGAAUGAAGAAUAAAGGAAUGCCACUCUACGAUUCAUGCGGCUAGACGAAUUAGAACUAAAUCACAAACCGCAUUGGAUAAAUAUGAUUAAUACUGUGAAAGGAAAUUUUUGGACCCUAAAAGUAUGUUACAGAUAAGGAAAUAAUACAUCUUUCCGAUCCUUGCGAAGCAGAUGCUUUUCGAAAAACGAGACCAAGAGAUCUUUUGACCCACUACUAGCACUCUGCUGCAGAAUUUGAACAAGAAAAGUGGAAUUCAUCUUUGUCAUGUUAUAUACGAAGCUCAGACAACGCUUCAGGGACAGAAGACACUGAAAAUAUACUAAAGUCACAGUCAUCUGUCCGAAGAAUGUUAAAAUGAUAUGAAGGAGAUACAGGGUAAAGUCAUGUUCUAGAUUAUUCAUAGAGGAAAUACGGGUCAGGUGAUGUGGAAAUACUUAAGGAUAUCCUAUAGGAAAUAUUAUAUAGAACGGAGACAUCGUUUAGACAAUGUUGCAGAUUUCGAGAUAUU